AUGAGAGAGUACAGUUUGUUUCUUCUGUUCGUCCUUUCCGUCUUCAAGAAGGGCGUGCAGUGCAAUAGCUGGUCCAUUCACGUCCCAUCUGACGUCACUGGUGAACUUGGAAAGAUGGUUAUUCUGCCUUGCACCUUCACACACCCUUACAAAACCUUUGACCGUACCCUCACUGCCAUCUGGAGGAUCAAAGAGCCGUACAAUGGCACUGUAGUGUUUAAGUGCACCAGCCAGAGUGCCAGUGAACUCUGCAAGACCGCCAUCAGCUACAAAAACAAAUACAAACUCUUCGGCAACCCCCGGCACAAAGACCUCUCCAUCAGGAUCGACAACCUGACCUGGAGUGACAGUGAGAGGUACUUCUGCCGUGUGGAGUUCUCUGGGGACAUCCACGACAAGUAUGAAAGCAGGAAUGGGAUAAAGCUGCAUUUGAUUGCUUCCCCCAGGAUCAUUAACAUCACGGUCAGUUCCAAUGGGGAUCACACCUUCAAAGCCCGCUGCACUGCUGAGGGUGAACCAGCACCUGCCCUGACAUGGACCAGUCCCCACUCCAGCAACCUCACCUCGGUCACUAACACAAACCACCGCGUCACCAAGGAGCUCCAGUACCUGACACACGAUGGCAAAUACACCUGCACUGCUGUCAACAGCCACGGGAGAGCGGAGGGGACAGUCUACUUCUACAAAUUCAGGGCAUCCAACAGCUCCUUUUUCCUGAUCCUAAUUUUUGUGCCGCUGGGAAUUAAGGUCCUUGUUUUGCUGGUGAUACUGGGCUUGACCCUGUUCCCCAGAGGUCCUUCCACCGCUCCAUCCAUCCUGGCCCGGCCACAGCCACAGGACUCCACCUAUGAGAACUUUGACCGCAGAUGCGACAGCAGCCACAGCCUGCCAACAGAACAACCUGCAGCAAGAUGCAGCUGAAGACCUGGGCUGUCCCACCCAUACCCACUUGCAUGGUCUGAACCCCUGUCUGCUCCAUACAAAGCUGGAUCAUCUUAGGGUGCCUUUUCCCACUGAACAUAAGACUGCUGUUGACUGAUGCACGGGUCAAGUGAGCCUUGUAGGUGCAUGUUUUCCAUCUCUGUUGAGACUUAAAUUAACACAAGACUUUAAAGCAAAGACAGAUUGGGAAAAAAAAAAAAAAAGAGAGAGAAAAUGAAGAAAUGAUGGAGUUGGAAAAGCAGAAAAUGUGAGAGAUGCCAGUUCUAACCAACCUGCAUGUUUCUAACCUGUGUCACAAAGUUCUGUAACAGACACAUUCAAGAGUUGUAGUUGGUCUCAUCUUGUGUUGCAGUUUUUCCUGGUGAAAAAUGGCUUCUCGUUACGGGUAUUUUUGGAUAAAACACCAUACUGUAUUUGCCUCAUAUUA
Molecule: messenger RNA, 1369 nt
Organism: Phasianus colchicus (ring-necked pheasant)
Lineage: Eukaryota; Metazoa; Chordata; Aves; Galliformes; Phasianidae
Gene: SIGLEC15
Product: sialic acid binding Ig like lectin 15
Biological process (GO): regulation of actin cytoskeleton organization; regulation of bone resorption; regulation of osteoclast development
Cellular component (GO): plasma membrane
Source: RefSeq, a predicted model, not a curated record